AUGUGGUCCUUCGUUUUCAUAUUGGCUUCUUUCCGCCUAGCCAGCGCCAACUACGUCAACCAGGGCCAAGUGUUGAGUCUUCAUGGCAUCUCAUACUAUGCCGGCGGGAUUGCUGUGGGCCAAAUAGAGACUACAAACGCCUCGAGUCUCUCGCUUGCAGCUGCACAGAUUCCCGGUCAGGACCUGUUCCCGCUGACCAUUAUCGACACUUCGAGCAGCGUCCCUUCAGGGGAUGAGCUUCUGAAUCUUACUACCGCUUACGAUAGCUCGGAUGACGUCUUUCAAUGUGCCUUUCUACAUGCGAUCUAUCUCCGCCCAAGCACAACCAAUGCUCCCGUUGGGCCCAACGGUACUAUGUCUCUUGACUCCCAACUAUCACGUCAUGGCACCUCUUUGGUUCUAUCAUCCAAGGAGAUCCAUGGCCUUAAAAGUAGCGUCGCGACUGGCGUAACCGUCUUGAGUCUCCCUCGAGGACCCAACUUCGUCUCGGUCCACACUGGAAACGUGUACAAAGCCUACCGGCUGUACGAUGAUGAUCACCUCGCUUUUGUACAAGGCGUAAUUAGCGAUGAAGAGGGCGCUUUCACUACUCUUCCUGCUGUUACUGAGAAUGUAAUGGCAAAGAGCAUCGCGGUCCCUUCGCGGUUGUAUUAUACUGAGACCGAGGAGCAACCCCUCGCCGGCCUCCGCUUCGGAGUCAAGGACAUUUUCCACGUCAAGGGGGUAGGCACGAGUGGUGGAAAUCGUGCUUACUUCUACCUGUAUGGACGACAAAACAAGACUGCACCAGCAGUGCAACGGCUCAUCGACCUUGGUGCUGUCCUCGUUGGCAAGAUGGGCACUGUCCAGUUUGCCAAUGGUGAUCGUCCCACUGCUGACUGGGUUGAUCUCCAUGCCCCCUUCAACCCCAGAGGUGACGGGUAUCAGGACCCCAGCGGCUCGUCCACCGGCCCGGGAGCUGGAGUAGGUGCGUACGACUGGCUUGAUCUUGCUGUCGGCAGCGACACUGGUGGUUCCAUGCGCGGUCCAGCGGGAUCGCAAGGCCUCUUCGGAAACCGGCCUUCUACGGGCGCCAUCUCCCUCGUGAAUGUCAUCCCCUUGAGUCCCGUCUCAGAUACCGCCGGAAUGUUCGCCCGCAGUGGCAGCCUCUGGGCCAAGGUCACCCAGGCUUGGUACCCUGACUUUGCUUCCAACUACACUUCCUACCCGACGACACUAUACCGAUCAACGGCUAGAGGAGGCGCUUGGUCCGGAGGAAACGUCAGCGAGGACGCCAACAAGGUCAUCACAAACUUCGUAGGAAAGCUAGAAAGCUUCCUACAAGCCAAGUCAACUCCAGCAAACUACACGCAGCUCUGGAGCGAAACUCACGGAGAAGCACCUGCAGAUGUCAACGAGAUGCUGUACCUCACCUACGGCGUCUAUGUCUCUCAUGAUCAGUGGCAAGAACUCGGCAAGCCAUUCUUCGAGGAUUACGCAGCCAAGUUUGAUGGGCGUCAGCCAUAUAUCAACCCAGGACCCCUCGCCAGAUGGCAAUGGGGCCAGAUCCAUUCGACAGAAGAAGUCUACGCACAAGGUCUUCACAACAUUUCCCUCUUCAGAUCUUGGUAUGAAACUGAGGGUUAUGGGCGACAUGAUCCCGAGUCAUGCUCUGAGGGACUCUACAUCUAUCCUUGGUCUGUGGGCCAGCCAUCCUAUCGCGAUGUAUACAUCCAGGCCCGAACUAUACCGCCGCUGGGCUUUGACGACUCUUCAGUCCCGGUCAUGGCCGGCGCACCGGAAGUAGUGGUUCCAAUCGGAGAGGUUCCUUACAACAGCACCAAGUCGCUGCACACGGAAUAUCUCCCAGUGACUAUGGCUUUGAGAAUGGCCAGGGGAUGCGAUCAUCAUCUUGCGAGUCUGGUUAGUGAUCUUGAGAAGGAAGGUAUUCUUCGCCCAGUGGCUGCGGGUCGCCGCCUGUACCCUUAG
Colletotrichum paranaense is the source of this 1968-nucleotide messenger RNA. RefSeq lists its product as uncharacterized. The record is from RefSeq and is a predicted model, not a curated record. The transcript has a single exon. Lineage: Eukaryota; Fungi; Ascomycota; Sordariomycetes; Glomerellales; Glomerellaceae. The coding region runs from base 1 to 1968 and encodes 655 amino acids.